This is a messenger RNA of Aspergillus uvarum CBS 121591, 1316 nucleotides long. RefSeq lists its product as uncharacterized. Gene Ontology annotation, biological process: regulation of transcription by RNA polymerase II. The transcript is spliced from 3 exons. The coding region runs from base 246 to 1316 and encodes 356 amino acids. Gene Ontology annotation, molecular function: DNA-binding transcription activator activity, RNA polymerase II-specific. NCBI's taxonomy places the organism in Eukaryota, Fungi, Ascomycota, Eurotiomycetes, Eurotiales, Aspergillaceae. The record is from RefSeq and is a predicted model, not a curated record.
UGGGGGCUUUGCACUGAGACUGUCAGUUAAGCUCUGCUUGGUUCUUUCUCCACAAUUCCCUAUCCAAGUCUGGUACCUGAAGAUCAUUACAUCACAACACUGAUUCGGAGAAGGAUCUAAACAAUCCGUGUAGGACAGACUCGCAUUUCGCCUGCCCAGUUCGAAGUACCGGUAAGGCGUCACGGUUGCUCCCAUUGCGAAAGGAAUCGGACAAAGGUGUGCUCGAUUUCUUGCAGCUAGUCCGGAUGCUUAUCGAUCCACAGCCGACGGGCAGUCGGAUUGAUAAUGAAGCUGUGGGAGGGGAGCCUAGCUUGGCCUCGCCCAGUAAGCCCGCUGGGUCGAGCAACACCUUGUCACCGCCGACGACUACGUUCUCCUUAACAUCGUCGUCGGCGUCAUCGUUGUCCAGCACCACCGGGUCCACAACAAGAUCGGGCCGAACGACGGCGCCGAAAUCGCAGGUACUGUCGGCCUUGGAGCGAGACCGGUUACGGCUGAUGAACCACUACACCCUGCACACGGCGAAAGCGAUGCUCGAGGUGACCCAUCCGGGGCACACGAACCCAUCGAUCUGGGCCAGUUGGUUUCCCGAGCUCGCCUCCGAGUAUGGCUUUCUCCAGUACGGGCUGUUGAGCAUCAGCGCCUUAGAUCUGGCUGUACGGGAUGUCUCCCGCCGCAAGGCCCACAUCAUCCUGGCGAUCAAUCACUGCGAUCUAGGAGUGGCCGCUGUUCGGCCAUAUCUAACCAACAACCAUCAUUCGAACCGAAACCCAGACGCCGUCGUUCUCCUGCACCGGAUCCCGCACAGUGUUGUGUUCCAGCACAAGGAUUUAUCAGCUCUGACCCCGUGGGUCUCCUUAUAUCCCCCGCCGCCUUCGGAUCCAGACCGCAAGCUUCCAGCGGAAAUCGAGGCUGCGCUCGACGCCGUCCGGCGACGUCUCGCAGUAGCAGGUCUCCCGACACCCCAAGCGACGAUGUAUAUCUCGGCCAUUCAAACACUGAGAAAAGCCCUUCUCAUCGCGAUCGAGUAUCAUAGCACGCAUAUGACGUUUGGAUGCUUCCCAACGUGUGUAGCCUCGGAGUUCUGGACAGAGGUCCAUGUAGGCGCGCCGGUGGCGCUCUGCGUCCUUGCGAACUAUAUGGUCAUCUUGCAUUGGCGGAGCUCCUGUGUCUGGUUUGGCACUCUUGCCAAGGAUGUCGUCCAUGCUGCUCGUCAGUCUCUUUCAGCUGAGAGGCUCCCAUGCAUUGCCGGGGCUAUUUCGGAGACAGAACGUAUGGGCGGCAACGAGGGACCGGCUGGAUUGUCAUCAGGAUAA